AAUGGAGCCGGGGCUAGAGCCCUUUUCCUCUAAUAAAAAUGGAGCAAGGCCAUGGGAUGCUGAUGCUCACCAGCUUCACAGGAUACUGAGCAGGCAGCUCCUGAUGCCGCGAUUCUGAUGGAGCAGGUCUUGAUGCGCCAAACGACGGCCAAAUCGAUCGCCCGGCGCGGCGCGGUCGAGGCCGGCAUUCCGUCGAACAGAGCGCGGGCGCCCGCCUACUCUCUCCCCGACGGCGAAACCUUCCAGUCCCUGUUCCCCUCGACGGCUACGCGCUCGGCCGAGGCAGAGGCCCCCACGCGGCAGGGGCGCUUCUGGCGUGGCGCCCCGAGCCGCGGCCACCUGCCUGCCCGGAUUCCAUCGCCCCACCUCAGUGCUCGCGCGCGCGGCGCGAGUGCGGCGCGAAUCCGAUCCCCCCGUAUAAGAAGAGGCGGGGGUGAGUGGGCGGAUGGGAACGCGGCCCGGCUCGCGAAACCGAAUCCUCCCUCCUCCUCCUCCUCCGGGAACUGCUUCGGAAUCGAGAUUCAUCCUUGCCGGUAGGUCGGCAACGCAACCAUGGAAGAAGGGAAAGACAAGAAUAACACCACCGAGAAGGGGCUGUUCUCAAACAUGAUGCAUGGGUAUCCACCUCAUGGAGGAUAUGGAUACCCUCCUCAAGGUUACCCGCCACCAGGGGUCCCCUACCCUGCUCCCGGGGCGUAUCCUCCUCCACCGCAAUAUGGGUACCCUCAGCCGGGUGGCUACCCACCUCACGGUGGAUAUCCCCCCGUCGGCUACCCUGGCUACGGGGGUGGCCACGGAGGCCAUGGCUAUGGCGGCGGGCACAUGGGCUACGGAGGCGGCUAUGGCGGCGGCGGCCAUGCUCUCGGGCACCACCAUGGAGGCCACGGCUACGGCCAUUAUGGUCACGGAGGCCAUGGCUACGGGCACCACGGUCCCGGACACUACCACGGCGGGCACGGCUGGGGGCACCAUGGCCAUGGAUAUCACCACCACCACCACCACGGCAAGCACGGUUACGGCAAGUUCAAGAAGUGCAAGUGAUUUGCGUCUGCACACGGUGAUUGCGCCUCAUCAACUAUCUUAAGUAAGCUUGGUUCCAGAAAUACUCGCGCGGCUGGGAAGAGCGCUAGCAUGUCUCCCGUGAGACUGAUGAUGCAAUGCACCUGUACUGUUACUGGAUACACCACAUAAUUUGGUGCUCCAGAUAAUAAGGUCUGCUAAUAAGUAGCGGAAUCACAUACCAGUCAUUUGCUGCAGUUCAGGUGUUCUCUUUUGUCCACACAUGGAUGUGCUUGCUCUUGGCUAGCUAGAUAUCAUGCCCGAUCAGAUCAGUGGUCAGUCCAUGCCCCUAGUACACACGUCAUGUGAAGGCCGGCGCCUGGGUGCGACCGUGGUGAUCAUCCUGCGCAGUUGCACGGCGCAAGGUCGGCGUUCAUCAUGUAGUGGCAGGCUGGCAGCCGCUGGGGAGGCGAGCUCCGGAGCUCCGGCGAGCAGCUACCCCCUCCCUCCCUGCCGUGCCGUGCCGUGCCAAGCUCAAGCGAGAACAAAGAGAGGUGGUCGACAAGGUGGCUGGCCGUGUGGAACCAUGGCAAGAUUGUUGUUGGCCUCGGGAGGUAGGCUGGUUCUUAUAAACGACCGCCUCACCAACAUCCCAAUGUUUAUCAUGGGAUUCUACCUGUUACAGUACAAGAUAGCAUUCAUGACAAAUUGGAUAGGGUGCGAUUCAGUUUUUUUGUUCUAUAGAAGUAAAGAGCAAGGCAAGCAUAAAUACCAUAUGAUCAAGUGGGAGGCUAUAUGUUCUCCAAAAGAAAAGGGUGGCCUUGGUGUGAUAAACACCAAAAAUUA
This is a messenger RNA of Triticum aestivum (bread wheat), 1845 nucleotides long. RefSeq names its product glycine-rich cell wall structural protein. Lineage: Eukaryota; Viridiplantae; Streptophyta; Magnoliopsida; Poales; Poaceae. The transcript is spliced from 3 exons. Bases 553 to 1041 code for a protein of 162 amino acids. The record is from RefSeq and is a predicted model, not a curated record.